AUGCUUCGUUCAUCUUUCCAUUUGUGUUUAGGAGUUCACUCAAAAAACGCCUUUGUUGUUCUACCGAAGCAUAUUAUAACUUCACUUCAUAGUGCUCCAUCAGAAAGUGCUAAGCACUUGGCAGAUCGUUUAAUCCAAGGUGAUCGUGCAUGUCUAGCACGAGCAAUUACACUUUUGGAGUCAACGAAUACUGAACGUCGGGUUGAAGGUCAAUACAUACUUGAUACAGCGAUAAAAUAUUUAGCAAAUCAAGAAUCAACCACUGGAAAAUAUACAUUCAGAAUUGGUCUUUCUGGUCCUCCUGGUGCUGGGAAAAGUACAUUUAUUGAGGCCUUUGGUAGUCGUCUUACAGGCAGUAAACCAUGGAAUCCUGUUGUUGUCAACUCGUCUAGACACUCCUAUGCAUCAAAUAAGAACACAUCAGAUACAGAAAGAUAUUUAAGUGAAGAAGUUAAAAGAUCUCGUCGUGUAGCUGUUUUAGCUAUUGAUCCUUCUUCACAAACCACUGGUGGUAGUCUCUUAGCUGACAAAACUCGAAUGUCUGAAUUAGCUAACGAUUUGAAUGCUUAUAUACGACCAUCUCCAAGUGGUGGCAAUUUGGGUGGUGUUGCUCGAACGACCAGUGAAUCAAUUUUACUUUGUGAAGCAGCAGGUUUUGAAACUGUCCUGAUAGAAACUGUGGGUGUUGGUCAGUCUGAAUUUGCUGCAGCUGAUAUGGUAGAUAUGUUCAUUUUAAUCAUUCCUCCUGCUGGUGGAGAUGAACUGCAAGGUAUAAAACGAGGUAUUGUUGAGGUUGCUGACUUAGUUCUCGUCAAUAAAGCAGAUGGGGAACUUCUACCUGCCGCUCGUCGUAUUGCUAGUGAAUACUCAAAUGCUCUCAGAUAUAUGCGUUCACGAAGACCAAAUUGGACUCCAAAAGUAAAACUUGUGUCUAGUCUAAAUGGUGAUGGUCUAACAGAAUUCUGGUCUACUGCGUGUGAAUUUCAUUCUAGUCAAAUUAAGUCGGGUGAAUUACAAAGAAUACGAAAAGAACAAUUAAAAAUAUGGAUGUGGACAUUUAUCAAGGAGGGACUUUGGUGUCGAUUUAAAAAUAGUCCAGUGAUUAAAGAACAAACAAAAGAAAUUGAAACGCUGCUAUUUAACAGAGAAAUUGCUCCUGGUAUAGCCGCUGAAAGAUUAAUGGAUCUUUAUUACAAAACUUUUCCAAGAUAG
Trichobilharzia regenti is the source of this 1212-nucleotide messenger RNA. The record is from the annotation of a GenBank genome assembly. Lineage: Eukaryota; Metazoa; Platyhelminthes; Trematoda; Strigeidida; Schistosomatidae.